This is a messenger RNA of Lates calcarifer (barramundi perch), 3089 nucleotides long. RefSeq names its product SprT-like N-terminal domain (gene sprtn). Gene Ontology annotation, biological process: DNA repair. Gene Ontology annotation, cellular component: nucleus. NCBI's taxonomy places the organism in Eukaryota, Metazoa, Chordata, Actinopteri, Centropomidae. The record is from RefSeq and is a predicted model, not a curated record. Gene Ontology annotation, molecular function: polyubiquitin modification-dependent protein binding; metalloendopeptidase activity; single-stranded DNA binding.
GUAGCCACAGAAAAGCUACAAUUAUACGUUAAUUUUGGAAAGCAGACACUACAGAGGGGAAUAAAAUACUGUAUUAGCCCUCUACUGAUGGAAGAAGUAGUCAAAAUAGUUAUUUAAGUACUUUAAGAGAAGUUUUAUUUUGAAAUUAUUAAUGGAAAUGCGUUGUACUGCGACGCACUUGUCAGUUAGCUGUUGGCGGCGGUUAGCUAACACCUUCAUCCGACGUGGAGAUAUGAUGCAGAAACCAUGACAUAACAAGAAAAUAUCUUUUUAUCUAAUAUAUUUUACAGAGGCUCCUUACGGCUAGCUACUUUGGUUACAUUUUCUUCCCUCCUGUUGUAAUGGAUGAGGAUUUUCUGCUCGCCAUUCGGCUACAGGAGCAGUUUGACAGUGAAUAUGAAACCUCAUUAUUUUCGUCAAAUCGUUUUGAGGAUGACGACUUGGGACAAAGCAGUAAGAAGCGAAAAGUGGAUGCAGCCGGUGGAGGUGGCAGCGAUAUUGUUCCCUACUGGAAGCCGGCUGCGCAGCCCGAGAGGCCCCUGUCUAUCGUGGACGAAUCCUGGGAGAUGCUGGACCCCAGUCCCGAUGUCAGAGCUAUGUUUCUGGAGUUCAAUGACAUGUUCUUCUGGGGGAAACUCAGCGGUGUAGAGGUUAAGUGGAGCCCCCGAAUGACACUGUGUGCUGGUGUAUGUUCUUAUGAGGGCCGAGGUGGACUGUGUUCAAUCAGACUCAGUGAACCUCUGCUGAAGCUGAGACCCAGAAAAGACCUGGUUGAGACUCUCCUCCAUGAAAUGAUUCACGCGCUCCUGUUUGUGACACAGAACAACAGAGACAGAGAUGGUCACGGACCUGAGUUCUGCAAACAUAUGAACCGGAUCAACAAGGCCAGUGGGACGAAUAUCUCUAUCUACCACAGCUUCCACGAUGAGGUUGAUGUGUACCGGCAGCACUGGUGGCGUUGCAAUGGGCCCUGCCAGAACCGCAGGCCCUACUUUGGCUACGUGAAGAGAGCCAUGAACCGAGCUCCGUCUUCUUUGGACCCUUGGUGGGAGGACCACCGGAGGACGUGUGGCGGGACAUACACCAAGAUCAAGGAGCCAGAAGGAUAUGGCAAAAAAGGCAAGAAGGAUGGUAAAAAGGACGGGAAGACCUCAGGAAAUGACAAGCCUUCAAGUACGACUGCAGGUUCUGGGUCACAGGAUAUAAGGAACAUUAUCCCAUUUAGCGGCAAAGGCUUCCUACUUGGAGGGAAGUCACAGUCCUCCACGUCUUCCUCCCCAUCCCACAAACCACCAGUGCCUGUUGUGAGAACACCUUCACCCAGCUCCAUCUCCCCUCCGAACGAAACUCUUCACCCCUCAUCCCCGGCUAAACCUCUCACCUCUCCUGUUCGCUCUGGCCUACAGAACACUGGGAUCUCCAGCGCCUCUUCCUUCAUCAGACCAGCAGCCUCAACAGGACAGAAGCCCCCUAUAAAGAGGUCCGUCAGUAAUACGAGGGUUUUUGUCAACAUCAACGGUUCACCAGUGAGAAUCCCUAAACCUCACAGUAGCAGCAGUAGCCAAGGAGCAGAGAAAAUAAAGCAAAGGUCCAUUGAAGACCUUUUUAAGAGCACAGGCAUCAGGAAAUCAGUGGGACAAUCCUCCUCCUCAAAUACAGAGACUAAAAGAGAUUCACCAACAUCACCAAACAGAACCACAAGUGCUACAUCUGCCUCUUCCUUCUUUCCUAAACAACAAACAACAACAAAAGUCAGCCCUGCUAAACCACUACAGUCCAAAUAUUUCAAUCAUUCCAGCAGUGACAGUGCAGUAGGAGGCUCAGGUGGGGGUCAGACAUCGAGGAAGAGGCCGUGGGACGAGCGCGGCAGCUCAGCCAGCAUCUUUGACUUCUUCCAGAAAACAUCAGGCAGCGAUUCAGCAGUGUCGAGGGAGUCGAUGAAGACAAAAUCACCUGCAAUGCAGCAAAGAACUGUCACCGCCACCUCCUCCUCCUCCUCAUCAUCCUUAUCUGCUACAUCUUCUCUUCAUACCUCUGCAGGAUUGCACAGCACUACCUCCUCCUCCUCUUCCUCCUCUUCCUCCUCAUCCUCCUCUUCCUCUGUGCUGAUGGUCAGCUGUCCUGUGUGCCAGACGAAAGUGCAGGAGUCAAAGAUCAACGAGCAUCUUGAUUCCUGCCUCUCCUGAACGGAGGAUAUCGUAGAAGGGACGUUGCAAUAAAACCAACUUUUAAAACAUUAGUAGAAGUCUCAGGGACUUUGCUGUGUUGAUGAUUGGAUAUGUAGUGAUAUUACAUUGCUUUUAUUUUUAGAAGAGUGGUUGGUUUUCUUUGUGGUUGUCAGUGUUAACUCACUGUAAUAAUAAUAAUUCUUCUGUCAUGAGUGCCUGUCUGACAGCUCUGUGCCUUAGUAACCUGAGAGAACAGCAGGGUUUAACAGGUAAUGUGAGUUAACAUUUUCAUUUUCAUCAGGUAAAACAAAACAAGAUUCAAGUAAAUUCUGUUUAAAAGUUUAUGCAUUUUACCAGAAACUGAACUGAACUAUUGUUUUAACUGAGUUGAAUAUUUAACAGAUUUCAUUCUCCUGUUACUUUCUAUCAUAUUGAUCAGUUCUGUGUAAAGUCUCAACCUGAGGGCUGGUCUCCUUUCCACUGGACUGAACUGCAGUGAUGCAGCUGAUGAGAGUUAAUUCAGAACUGAUCAGUACGAUGAAGCUGCACCUCAGAUCUGCAUCUGCUGCCCUUCAGACAGCAGGAGACGCCUGACCUCUUGCUGAUCUGCAGGAAUCAGAUUUCACACUUGCUAGCUAUUUAUUUCUACUCGUCUUCACAUUGACACUGCAGCCAUCUGCAGGGUCAGGCAGUGUGAGGGCAUCUGAUCGUUCCUUUAUAACAUACUGAUUUUACUACAGUCAGACCCACAGUAGAAAAAUCUUAGGAUGGUUUAAAUGCUUUUAUUGACUUAUUAUCUUUUGGGAAAUGUUUAGAUCCCAAAUUUUAUUGCAAAAACAUUACCAUUUUAUAUGUGUAUGUUGGUGUUGUGUUUGUUUUAAAGGAUAUUGCUGAAUAUAUUCAGAAUUUGUUUCCAAAUAA